AUGCAGCGGGGCGGUGGCGGUCUCGCCAAAGGGGGCCAGGUGGCGUCCAGGUCUCCCAGCACAACCCUCACCAAACAGAACCAGGUGGUCACGCUGCCGGUGCAGCAGAUCCGGGAUGAUGUGCCAGCUGUGCGGAGUAACGUCCACGUGGAGAACAGCUUCCAGAUGAAGAUGGAUGCCCAGGGCUACGGCCCCGAGGAGCUAUUGGUGCAAGUGGACGGCCAGUGCUUGUCGGUGACGGGCCAGCGGCAGAAGGAGAGCUACGGCCCGGACGGGAGCAGCUACCGCAUGGCGCAGAAGCUGCAAUGCCAGAUGCUACUACCGCCGAACGUGGAUGCCUCCGCCAUGACCUGCAGCCUCACACCCUCGGGCCAGCUGUGGAUCCGAGGCCAGGGCGGAGCGCUGCCUUCCCCUGAAGCCCAAACCGGACACUCCUCGAAACCCAGGCGUCACGGCUCUAAGGGUUCCAACUUAGCCUGA
Messenger RNA from Pipistrellus nathusii (Nathusius's pipistrelle), 480 nucleotides. Lineage: Eukaryota; Metazoa; Chordata; Mammalia; Chiroptera; Vespertilionidae. The record is from the annotation of a GenBank genome assembly.